CCUGCUGACAUUGGUGAUGUCAUGGCCACUGUCUACCUGUGGAUAUACACAAGAAGAGAGACUGACCCUCCCCUCCUUCAUAGAUUUUGGUUUAUGACAACAGGACUCUGAGGAUGGCACCCCAAGAUCAGGAAGCUGGGUUCGAUGAGUCACCAGCCUUGUCUUGCAACUAUACUGUGAGAGUCCUGGAACCAAUCCCAAAGAAGCAUAAUGCAGGUCCUUCUGGUUGGGGUUGCCUCCCUCAAGGUGAUAAGUGGCACUUGGCCCCGUCUCUCCAAGGAGGCCUCCCUCUUCCUCUUAAUUUUUGGAGCAGCUGCAUCAAGUAUUUGAUCUUCCUCCUCAACUUCCUUUUCUCUCUUCUUGGUUUACUGACCUUAGUAGUGGGUCUGUGGGGGUUGACAGAUAAGGAGUCUCUGGGGAGUCAGCAGCUGCCACACCUGGGUACUGACCCAAUGUUGCUGUUUGUGGUUGUAGGGCUGACAGUCAGCAUUGUGUCCCUAGCAGGCUGCGUAGGGGCCCUCUGUGAGAAUGUCUGCCUUCUUUGGUUCUUCGCUGGGGGGAUCCUCACUUUCUUGAUUCUAGAGACAUUGGCAGGAAUCCUGAUAUAUGCUUUAUGGGACCAACUCCAGGAUAUACUGGACAGUACUAUGCUAGUGGCCAUUAAUCGCUACCAAGAUGACUCAGACCUGCGUUUUCUCUUGGAUGAAAUACAACUGGGCCUACAGUGCUGUGGGGUAGUGUCCUACCAGGACUGGAAAUUGAAUUUAUAUUUUAACUGCAGUUCCCCAGGAGUCCAGGCCUGUGGUCUUCCUCACUCUUGCUGUAUCAACCCCUGGGAAAAUGGAACCAUCAUCAACUCUCAGUGUGGCUUUGGCGCCCUGAGCCUGGAUGAGGCCACAGCUCAAAACGUGGUUCACUCUGAGGGAUGCGGCCCCAGACUCAGGCAGUGGCUGAGCCACAACAGCUGGGUCAUCAGGGACUACACAUUAGUUACCACUGUCACAGAAGGGUUGGAGUUCUUAUUAGUUACCAAGCUAGUGAGGGACAUUAAAGUCAGGAAAGCCAGUGACUGAGAAUGGUGGGAGGACUAUUGAUUGCUCUCUGACUAGGCCUCAAAGUUGUCCUUGGGGGCAUCUAGGUGGUGUAGUGGAUAGAACACCGGUCCUAAAGUCAGGAGGACCUGAGUUCAAAUCCGGCCUCA
Vombatus ursinus (common wombat) is the source of this 1201-nucleotide messenger RNA. It is a transcript of the gene TSPAN10, whose product is annotated as tetraspanin 10. NCBI's taxonomy places the organism in Eukaryota, Metazoa, Chordata, Mammalia, Diprotodontia, Vombatidae. The transcript is spliced from 3 exons. Bases 114 to 1073 code for a protein of 319 amino acids. The record is from RefSeq and is a predicted model, not a curated record. Gene Ontology annotation, cellular component: membrane.